CAAUAUACUCGUCAACUUUGUUCUGUGAAAAAUCGUUACUAGUUCUGCUAAUCUUUUCAAAUAAACCAAACUCAAGAGUGCGUGAUUAUAUUUCUAUAUUGAAACAAAAUAAGAAAAUAGGCCAAAUAAAAUAUAUAAAACACAUACAUAAAAUAAAUUUUCAAUCCAUUAUUCGCAAACAAUUGGACAAAAACGAUAAAAAGAAAGUCGCUCAUCACGGCAAGGUGGCUAUCCAAGAAAAACUUUGGCAAGAGAAGAGACAAGAUAAAAGUGUAAAAAAAAGUGUUUAUACUUAUUCAAGACCAAUCAUUCGUAAAAUGAAGGUAUCAAUUCUCGUCGUUUAUCUGAUUGUGAUAUUUGGAAGUAUAUCCUGCAAGACUUAUAUCGAUAGAACAAAUAUCGAUUUACUAAGAGCUGCAGAUAAUGGGAAUCACGACACAAGUGAUUUCAAUGUAUCUUUGGAAAAAUCGAGAUACAAAAGUGCCAGUAUAUUAUCUCCGAUUACAAAGAUAGGACACUUGAUUGGAAUUGAUUCAAAUAAUUUUAUCAAAAGUAUAUUACAAUUCACAGAUUUUAUAAUUGGUUUAUUGACUGGGCAAAACGGCUUUUGUCCAGAAAAAUUAUCCAUUGACUCGAUCGAAGAGAUAAUAUUGCAUCCGAUCCAAAUGAUCAAAACUAUAAUUUGCUAUACCUUCAAUACUAUUGGAAGAACAAAGCGUGCAAUUGUAUAUAACGCAUUCGAUUUUUUUUCGAAUUUUUUAAUGACGGUAUUCCUACCAUCAUUACACACGGUGUUAAAUCAAAUAGCGAAUACUGGUAUUUUACCUCAAAGCCUCGAAAAUGUAGUAAAUAUGUUUAAUACAUUAUAUAAUAUUUUAAGACUAAUGGGAUACGUUAAAUAAAAAAUGUAGUAAAAUUUAAUUUUUAA
Messenger RNA from Nylanderia fulva, 928 nucleotides. RefSeq lists its product as uncharacterized. NCBI's taxonomy places the organism in Eukaryota, Metazoa, Arthropoda, Insecta, Hymenoptera, Formicidae. The record is from RefSeq and is a predicted model, not a curated record.